UUGAUACCCUGACCAACCCCUUCGAAACCUGGGUGUGUGUAUAUAAAAGGGACGGGAGAGGCUGGUCUACAUCAGGUCUUCAAGAUGCUGCUGAAAUCGUGUCUUCUUUUCGUCUGCGUCGCCUUCGCGAGCGGAAAUCCUGCUGCGGGACAGCCCUGGAUAUGGAAGUCUCCGCAGCCGCUCGUGGACCCGAUUGCGCCGCCUCCGGAAACGCCCCGCAUCGUGGGUGGCAUCGAGGCCGUCCCCCACUCGUGGCCCCACCAGGUGGCUCUCUUCAUCGACAACAGCCAUUUCUGCGGCGGUUCCCUCAUCUCCAGUGAGUGGGUCCUCACGGCCGCUCAUUGCGUGGACGGCUCCAGCGUAGUCGAGGUGGUGAUGGGCGCCCACAACAUCAGGCAGUUCGAGCCUAGUCAGAUCAGCAUGACAUCCUACAACUUCUUUACGCAUGAGAAUUGGAAUUCUUGGUUUCUGUUGAAUGACAUCGCCCUCAUCAAGCUUCCCAGCCCUGUGACUUUCAACCGACUCCCUGCCUUUGACGUCCCAGCAGGAUCUUCGGUGACUCCUACAGGAUGGGGCAAACCCUCUGAUGCCGCCAAUGGCAUCUCCGACGUCCUCCGCCAGGUAACGGUCCCCGUCAUUAGCAACACGGAAUGCAGUGUCUACUUCGGUACCAUUGGUAACGGCAACAUAUGUAUUAGUACCACUGGCGGUCGCAGCACUUGCAACGGUGACUCUGGCGGCCCUCUGAACUACGGCGGGAUCACCUACGGCAUCACCUCCUUCGGGUCCAACUUCGGGUGGAAACAGGUGAUUCAUAUUCCUGAUGCAAUAGCUCAUUCCCACAGUGCUGAAAAGAACGGAUAA
Messenger RNA from Penaeus monodon (black tiger shrimp), 864 nucleotides. RefSeq names its product chymotrypsin BI-like. Bases 85 to 864 code for a protein of 259 amino acids. Gene Ontology annotation, biological process: proteolysis. Gene Ontology annotation, molecular function: serine-type endopeptidase activity. Lineage: Eukaryota; Metazoa; Arthropoda; Malacostraca; Decapoda; Penaeidae. The transcript has 9 exons. The record is from RefSeq and is a predicted model, not a curated record.